AUGACUCUCCUUUCACCGAGGCGAGUAGGCGGAUUCUACUCCUCCGCCCGUCGUUACAGCUUCGCCCGUCAAGCUCGAAACUACACGCCGGGCCCGGCCCAGUCGGCAGCAAGGAGGGAUCCUCAGUUCCGUGACUACUUUGUGACCCAUUUACCCUCGUCCUCUCUCCAUCCUGAUCCCCGCGGUCCGACCUCACCGUUCCACAAGCUACCCCGGGCCGCCUCCACGCCGCACACCGGAGAUACGUCACAGCACCCGGCGGCGUUUCAAGCGUUGAUUGACCGCGAGACCACGGUCGUCCGGAUUCCCCUGCGCAGUGCGAAACACCAUUUCGGCGCCGUCACUGCGCGCGGGACUCGACCUGCCAAUGAAGACACGUACCAGGCGGGUGUCAUCGACAUCCCGGCUUUCGCAAAGCGCCCUCCCGCCUCGUUAACGAUCAAGCGCAAUAAACAAAGUCCCCCAGCUCGGCCUCAGGAGUCGCGAGGGGCAGAAACAGCGAGUGGAGAUCCGCAGGUAUUCUACUUUGGUGUCUUUGACGGUCAUGGCGGCACCGAAUGCAGCUCCUUCUUAAGAGACUACCUGCAUGAGUACAUUCAGAAUGCCGCACAGGAUAUUGAAUUACAGUCAAGCCUACGACCUGGCGCCGCGGUUCCCUCUGCUAGCAGCGAGUUGCCGGUCAUGCAAGAAGGCGACCGGCGGAGGAUCGGAGACCUCGAGAAGCACCUUAUCCAGACCUGGCGGCGGAUCGUUGGGGGCUACUUUAAGCGUUUCAAGCCACCGCACUUCGCCUACGAUGGUACGGAUUCUACAGAUCCGGCGAUUGCCGAUCACAUCUCGAUCGAAGAGGUUGUGGAAUACGCCUUCCUGCGCGCCGAUCUAGACUUCGUGAAGGCGCAAGCCUCCAAGCAAGAAGAUGACCCAGUCCGGGCUGAACGACCCCUGAACGACGACGAAAUAUUCCACAGACCGAGUAUGACGCGAUCCCCUCACAUCGGUGGACGUGCGCGUUUCAAGGGCGGCAGCACCGGGAGUGUUGCGAUGAUCUCAACCCCAACCCCAGCACCUUUCUGGCACCCGAUCGCCCCCUCCAGUCUGCUCAUUGCCCACGUAGGCGAUACUCGAAUCCUUCUGUGCUCGACCGAAACAGGUGAAGCCAUUCCCGUCACUUCGAACCACCACCCCUCUUCUCCGAUCGAGGCCAGCCGACUCCGACGGUACGCGGCCACGUUCGUCACCGACUCUUUCGGUGAGGAGCGCAUGAGCGGAUUGGCGAAUACCCGCGCUUUCGGUGAUGUGCACUCCAAGCGCAUUGGCGUCUCCGCAGAGCCAGAGCUCAAGCGCAUCGAGCUUGGUCCCGCGGAAUUCUCGUUCCUGGUCAUGGUCUCGGACGGUAUCAGCGGUACACUCCUCGACCAGGAAGUUGUCGAUAUCAUUAAGGAAUCCAAAACUCCUGAGCAAGGCGCCCGAGACGUGGUCAAUUUCUCCACCGAGGUUACCAAAGAAGGAGACAAUGCUACCUGUCUUGUUCUUCGCCUCGGUGGGUGGGAGCGUCGACAAGAGGGUGGUGUCGGCAGCAUGGGAACUCGAGAAUCUCGCGAUUGGCGCCGACAGGAAGCCACCGAUCCGCGCAGGUCACGGACGUGA
Molecule: messenger RNA, 1647 nt
Organism: Penicillium olsonii
Lineage: Eukaryota; Fungi; Ascomycota; Eurotiomycetes; Eurotiales; Aspergillaceae
Source: the annotation of a GenBank genome assembly